AAAUCAUAAAAUCAGCAUGUUUAUUCAGGCAGAUAAGUAUUCAUUUCCCACAGGAAGAAGGACUCACCCAUCUUUGUAUCUAAUAUAUUUAUAUAUUGAUAUCCAAUAUAUUUAUAUAUUUAUAUCUAAUAUAUUUAUAUAUAUUCGUGCAUAUUUCUAUUUUUGCACGUAUUUCAGUAGAUGUGAAGGUGGGAGGAAAACACGAGGCCGUCAGACAGCAAGCAGCAGCUUCAAGGCUUACCCUCGGCGCCCCGCGGGCGGGGGUGCUCGGCGCUGUGCAGGGCGCGGGCGGUCCCCCCGCAGCUCCCCUGCCGCGGAUGCCUGGCGGGGGCCGUGCCCGGUUUCACAGGCGAGCGGCGCGCAAGCGCCUCUCGCUCCCCAGCUCCGGUGCGAUGCUCUCGGACGUGCGAAGGGGAUCGCCCUGCCUUUCCCUCCUGCCUUCUGCUUUCUCUCCGGCACCGCUGCCCCACUUUUCCAGCGUUUAGCCCGGUCUCCUGGCUGGGUUUCAUUUUUAAUCCGCCAAUCUUAUUAUUAUUAUUAUUUUAUUUUUUUUUUUAGUGUUGCCCACCCCCGGGAGCCCGUUUAGCACCCACUCUCCGCAGCUCUUGCUCCUCCACGUAGCUGCAUCUAAAGGGAGACCCGCCUGUUGAUUAUUCCACGCACCUUCUGCCCUUCCACCCCCCACCCCUUUGCUACCCCUCCCCCCGCUUGAUUUCAAACCUUUGGAUGGUAUUUUUGUGUCAUUAGGAGAUUAACAUCCCUGGAACACCAGGGGAGGAAGGAGGAGGUGGAGGAAGAGGAGGGUGGAGGGGGAGAGAGAGAGAGAGAGACAGCAGGCAGGAAGGUUGUCAUAUUGACACGAGUAAGGCUCUCCUCCCGCCGUCCCAGCCACCCUCGGCUUCUCGGCGGCAGCGGAGGGGGGCGUUUGCAGGCGCCGCCGGUUGCGGACGGCGGCAGGCAGGCGGGCUGUGCCCGGUGCCCGGUGCCCGCGUCCGCGGAGCUGCGGCGGCGAGGGCCGCCGGCGGGUGUGCGGCCGCGGCUCCUGCUCGCGGCCCCCCUCUCUUUUAUGAGCAGCGAGGCGGAGGAUCGGCAGCCGGAGACGCCAGGAGGAAUAUUUUUCACGGGUGUUUAUGAAUGGCACUGAUAUGGAGGAAAUACCGUUUCAGAAAGUCAAGACCAAGAGGAAGAAGUGCUGCCACUGCUGCUGCUCCCCUCCUGCUGCCGCGGCGGCGGGAGCGGGAGCCGGGCUGGGGGACCCCCCUCCCUUGCUGCUGCUGGAUGCCAUCGCCUGCGAGGACGAGUUCGACUGCAAGGAGCUGGAGGCUCUCUUCCAGAGCUAUAACCUGAAGCUGGAGCAGACGUCUACCCUCAAGGCGCUGGCCGUCCUCAUUGUGCUCACCGCCAGCCUGGCCCUUGUGGAGCUGCUCUCUGGACCCAGCCUGACCAUCUCCAAAGGCUCGCACCCGGUGCACUGCAUCAUCUUCCUGUCCCUCUUCAUCGUCACCAAUGUCAAGUACCUGCAGGUCACCCAGCUGCAGCAGAUCGUAAAGCUCACCUUGCUCUUCAGCUUCACCUUCUCCUUCCUCUGCUGCCCCUUCUCACUUGGCGCCUAUGGCAUAGAGCCCCCCAGCGCCCCCGAGCAGGGCAUGUGGCAGCUCAUGCUGGUCACCUUCGUCUCUUACUCCCUGCUACCCGUCCGGACCCUGCUGGCUAUCGUCUUCGGACUGGUGGUGUCCGUCUCCCACCUCAUCGUCACCGCCACCUCCGUCAGCACCAAGAGGCAGCGGCUCUGGAGGACGCUUGUGGCCAAUGCAAUCCUUUUUGUCAGUGUAAAUUUAUAUGGGGUCUUUGUGAGGAUUUUGACAGAAAGGGCUCAGAGGAAGGCAUUCCUUCAGGCCAGGAACUGCAUAGAGGACAGGCUGAGGCUGGAGGAUGAAAAUGAAAAACAGGAACGUCUUUUGAUGAGUCUUUUGCCCAGGAAUGUUGCAAUGGAAAUGAAGGAAGAUUUCCUGAAGCCUCCUGAAAGGAUUUUCCACAAGAUUUACAUUCAAAGGCAUGACAAUGUUAGCAUUUUGUUUGCAGACAUUGUGGGGUUCACUAGUUUGGCAUCACAGUGUACUGCCCAAGAGCUGGUGAAGCUGUUGAAUGAGCUCUUUGGCAAAUUUGAUGAGUUAGCUACAGAAAACCACUGCAGAAGAAUAAAAAUCCUAGGUGACUGUUAUUACUGUGUAUCAGGAUUGACCCAGCCCAAAACGGAUCAUGCCCAUUGCUGUGUUGAAAUGGGACUGGACAUGAUUGACACCAUCACAUCUGUUGCAGAAGCCACAGAGGUUGAUCUCAACAUGAGAGUUGGAUUACAUACAGGAAGGGUACUUUGUGGUGUCCUGGGUCUCCGAAAAUGGCAAUACGAUGUCUGGUCAAAUGAUGUGACUUUAGCCAAUGUCAUGGAAGCUGGAGGGUUGCCUGGGAAAGUUCACAUUACAAAGACCACCUUAGAGUGCCUAAAUGGGGACUACGAAGUAGAACCAGGAUAUGGACAUGAAAGGAAUAGUUUCUUGAAGAAGCAUAAUAUCGAAACAUAUUUCAUUGUGCCAUCCCAUCGGAGGAAGAUAUUUCCUGGACUGAUUCUGUCAGACAUUAAGCCUGCCAAAAGAAUGAAGUUCAAGACAGUCUGCUAUCUGCUUGUUCAGCUCAUGCACUGUCGUAAGAUGUUCAAAGCAGAGAUCCCUUUCUCCAAUGUCAUGACGUGUGAGGAUGACGAUAAGAGGAGAGCUUUAAGGACAGCCUCUGAAAAACUCAGGAAUCGUUCCUCUUUUUCUACCAAUGUCGUAUAUAACACUCCUGGAACUCGAGUAAACAGAUACAUCAGCCGUUUGAUAGAGGCCCGUCAAACUGAGUCUGAGAUGGCUGACUUGAACUUCAUUACCCUGAAAUAUAAACAAAUUGAGCGUGAAAAUAAAUACCACCAGCUUCAGGAUGAAUACUUCACCAGUGCUGUAGUUCUCUCACUAAUUCUAGCUGCCUUAUUUGGCCUUGUCUACCUUUUAAUAAUACCACAGAGUACCAUAGUCCUUGUCCUCCUGGUGUUCUGCAUAUGCUUCCUAGUCGCUUGUAUAAUGUACCUACAUGUCACACGAGUACAAUGUUUUCCAGGGUGCCUGACAAUACAAAUUCGUACCAUUUUGUGUAUUUUUAUUGUGAUAUUAAUAUACUCUGUGGCUCAAGGAUGUGUGGUUGGCUGCAUGCCUUGGGUUUGGAAUACCAAUUCCAGCAGCUCAAUAGUUAUCAUUUCUCCUGGUGGAACAAAUAAAACGAUGAAUGAACUUCCAUGUGACACAGCCCACUAUGCUUUCCUUUCUUGUGUAGUGGGGACUCUCACCUUGGCAAUAUUUCUACGUGUAUCUUCCUUGCCAAAAAUGAUUCUCCUGCUUUUUGUUACAAUUUUGUACAUAGUUAUUCUGGAACUCAGUGGUUACAGAAAAGCAGUGGGGGGUGGCUCAUUUUAUAUGCGUGGCUAUGAACCAAUACUAGCUAUUUUGCUAUUUUCUUGUGCUUUGGCACUGCAUUCCAGACAGGUGGACUUGAAGCUACGUCUGGACUACCUCUGGGCUGUGCAGGCAGAAGAAGAGAGAGAUGAUAUGGAGAGAGUCAAACUGGAUAAUAAACGAAUUCUCUUCAAUCUGUUGCCAGCACAUGUCGCACAGCACUUCCUUAUGUCUAAUCCAAGGAAUAUGGACCUUUAUUACCAGUCAUAUUCACAAGUGGGAGUGAUGUUUGCUUCCAUCCCAAAUUUCAAUGAUUUCUACAUUGAACUGGAUGGCAAUAAUAUGGGAGUGGAGUGUUUACGCCUGUUAAAUGAAAUUAUUGCUGAUUUUGAUGAGCUUAUGGACAAAGAAUAUUAUAAGGACAUAGAAAAGAUCAAGACAAUUGGAAGUACAUAUAUGGCAGCUGUGGGACUUGUACCUACUUCAGGAACUAAGGCUAAAAAAUCAAUUUUUUCCCAUUUGAGUGCACUGGCAGAUUUUGCAAUAGAAAUGUUUGACGUUCUUGAUGAAAUCAACUAUCAGUCUUACAACGACUUUGUCCUACGAGUAGGUAUUAAUGUUGGGCCUGUAGUGGCUGGAGUCAUUGGAGCCAGAAGACCACAGUAUGAUAUCUGGGGAAACACUGUAAAUGUUGCCAGCCGGAUGGAUAGUACUGGAGUGCAAGGGAAAAUUCAGGUUACAGAAGAAGUUCAGAGGAUAUUAAAGAGGUGCAGUUAUGAAUUUGUGUGCAGGGGUAAAGUCAGUGUAAAGGGAAAAGGUGAAAUGUUGACCUAUUUCCUGGAAGGAAAGGCCAAUGGGAAUAACCCACAAACACGAUCUUUAAACUUAGAGCGGAAAAUAUACCCUUAUGGAAAAGCAAACAUUCAAACAAAACUGGGUACCAGCUGUCCAUCAGUGUCCUCUGUUGCUAGCUUUACUGUAAAUGCUGGGCUUGGAGCAGGUCAAGCAUCUGCCACUCAUACAAAUCAAACACUGCAUUAUCUUCCCUCUGUGCCGGCUGUGAAGGAGGCGUAGAGCAAAGGAGAUUUGGUUGUGCCAUUUGCAGUGAACUUGGAGAUCAAUGGUUCCCUGAAUUUUUACCAAGAGAUCAAAGGUCAUAUAGGCCAUGGCAUUAACCAAGGACCACUACAACCCAACCAAAGAGAACUUGGGAACUGUGUAAUGAACUCUUGGGAUGGAAUAUAUAAGGGCUAGCAAUUCUGUUAGAAAAGUCAAAACCUGAUUUUCUGGAAAUAAGGAAUAUUUUCUUGACAUUUUUAAUGGGUAAAUGGAAAAAAAAAAUAGAUAAACGUGCAAGGAAUUAUUUAUGUGUGUGUGUAUAUAUAUGUUUUAAUUUAUAUAUGCACAUAUACAAACACUCCUAUGUAGAAUUAAUAUAGUUAUAUAUAUAUUAAAAAACAAACAAACAAACAUUAAAAUAUGUAUUUAUUUACACAUCCACCUGCAAUGACAUAGCAAAGAGAUUUCUCUUUCUGUCAUAGCCAGCAUUGUUGGGUCUGGGAUUAGAAAAGCUGCAUUUAAUUGUGGAGUGUGUGGCAGAUGAUGGUUCUCUUGGGCUACAGCAAGAGUUAGAAAAACCGUGCUCCCAAUGCAUGAGUUAAAGCAAUGAGAAAAGUGUUCAUUGCACUGUCAGUGGCAGAUUA
This is a messenger RNA of Oxyura jamaicensis (ruddy duck), 5188 nucleotides long. It is a transcript of the gene ADCY1, whose product is annotated as adenylate cyclase 1. Gene Ontology annotation, biological process: intracellular signal transduction; cAMP biosynthetic process; adenylate cyclase-activating G protein-coupled receptor signaling pathway. NCBI's taxonomy places the organism in Eukaryota, Metazoa, Chordata, Aves, Anseriformes, Anatidae. The transcript has 20 exons. The coding region runs from base 1131 to 4559 and encodes 1142 amino acids. Gene Ontology annotation, cellular component: plasma membrane. The record is from RefSeq and is a predicted model, not a curated record. Gene Ontology annotation, molecular function: adenylate cyclase activity.